Molecule: messenger RNA, 17380 nt
Organism: Coregonus sp. 'balchen'
Lineage: Eukaryota; Metazoa; Chordata; Actinopteri; Salmoniformes; Salmonidae
Source: the annotation of a GenBank genome assembly
AUGCUGCCUGGUACGCGAGAAGAAGGGGGUGUACUAUUUAUUCCUAAGUUCUCCAUUGUCUUGUCGGGGGUAAAUUAAUUCAUAAAGAGAUUCUUGCUGGGUUACAUGUGUCCAAGUUCUGUAAUGUGCCAAAGUGCUACUGUGCAUAGUACAGUGGGGAAAAAAAGUAUUUAGUCAGCCACCAAUUGUGCAAGUUCUCCCACUUAAAAAGAUGAGAGGCCUGUAGUUUUCAUCAAAGGUACACGUCAACUAUGACAGACAAAUUGAGAAAUAUUUUUCCAGAAAAUCACAUUGUAGGAUUUUUAAUGAAUUGAUUUGCAAAUUAUGGUGGAAAAUAAGUAUUUGGUCACCUACAAACAAGCAAGAUUUCUGGCUCUCACAGACCUGUAACUUCUUCUUUAAGAGGCUCCUCUGUCCUCCACUCGUUACCUGUAUUAAUGGCACCUGUUUGAACUUGUUAUCAGCAUAAAAGACACCUGUCCACAACCUCAAACAGUCACACUCCAAACUCCACUAUGGCCAAGACCAAAGAGCUGUCAAAGGACACCAGAAACAAAAUUGUAGACCUGCACCAGGCUGGGAAGACUGAAUCUGCAAUAGGUAAGCAGCUUGGUUUGAAGAAAUCAACUGUGGGAGCAAUUAUUAUGAAAUGGAAGACAUACAAGACCACUGAUAAUCUCCCUCGAUCUGGGGCUCCACGCAAGAUCUCACCCCGUGGGGUCAAAAUGAUCACAAGAACGGUGAGCAAAAAUCCCAGAACCACACGGGGGGACCUAGUGAAUGACCUGCAGAGAGCUGGGACCAAAGUAACAAAGCCUACCAUCAGUAACACACUACGCCGCCAGGGACUCAAAUCCUGCAGUGCCAGACGUGUCCCCCUGCUUAAGCCAGUACAUGUCCAGGCCCGUCUGAAGUUUGCUAGAGUGCAUUUGGAUGAUCCAGAAGAGGAUUGGGAGAAUGUCAUAUGGUCAGAUGAAACCAAAAUAGAACUUUUUGGUAAAAACUCAACUCGUCGUGUUUGGAGGACAAAGAAUGCUGAGUUGCAUCCAAAGAACACCAUACCUACUGUGAAGCAUGGGGGUGGAAACAUGCUUUGGGGCUGUUUUUCUGCAAAGGGACCAGGACGACUGAUCCGUGUAAAGGAAAGAAUGAAUGGGGCCAUGUAUCGUGAGAUUUUGAGUGAAAACCUCCUUCCAUCAGCAAGGGCAUUGAAGAUGAAACGUGGCUGGGUCUUUCAGCAUGACAAUGAUCCCAAACACACCGCCCGGGCAACGAAGGAGUGGCUUCGUAAGAAGCAUUUCAAGGUCCUGGAGUGGCCUAGCCAGUCUCCAGAUCUCAACCCAAUAGAAAAUCUUUGGAGGGAGUUGAAAGUCCGUGUUGCCCAGCGACAGCCCCAAAACAUCACUGCUCUAGAGGAGAUCUGCAUGGAGGAAUGGGCCAAAAUACCAGCAACAGUGUGUGAAAACCUUGUGAAGACUUAUAGAAAACAUUUGACCUGUGUCAUUGCCAACAAAGGGUAUAUAACAAAGUAUUGAGAAACUUUUGUUAUUGACCAAAUACUUAUUUUCCACCAUAAAUUGCAAAUAAAUUCAUUAAAAAUCCUACAAUGUGAUUUUCUGGAGAGAAAAAAAGCUCUUUGUCUGUCAUAGUUGACGUGUACCUAUGAUGAAAAUUACAGGCCUCUCAUCUUUUUAAGUGGGAGAACUUGCACAAUUGGUGGCUGACUAAAUACUUUUUUCCCCCACUGUAUGUGUCCUGUCUGUAUCAAGCUGUGUCUUUGCCCAAGAUGUGUAUGCAUCUAGUCUGCCUCUGUUCUGUCCCAAGCUGAUGGAGUGACGGUUCCCUCUAUCUCCUCCCUCAGUUCCAUUGCAUCAACAGCACAGCUGCCGGAGUUGCAGCCGCAGCUGGCUUUACAGAAAUCUGUCUCCAAUCUCCAGAAGACCACACCGGUAGCCAGUCAGGAGGUGGGUUUGGCCACUUACUUAUUAUCUUCUACAUCUUGCGGUUUCACAUUGUAUUGUCAUUUAUUUUUAUUGGAAUUGUGUUUUUCAUGUUUAAUACAAAUUCCUUUGUUUCCACAGAGCACAAACACAGGUGGACCAAAGCAAUGGGCCCAUCUAAAUGGAAAGGCCGUAGAACUAGAUGGUGAGUUGGAAUGGGAAACCCAACUGCUUAAAAUCACUAAGUGUCUAUGGUCAACAUUGAUGGAUUUGCUAUCAGACGUCUGACAUGCCCAAUUUACUGCAUGUCUCUACCACACCGCAUAUAAUGAUUCUCCAGCAGCCUCUGUUUCUUGUGUUUUUUUUUUUACUGCUCUGACUGACAGCUGUGCGUCUUGUUUCCAUGGCGAUGGCAGGUUUAAGGGCCUCAAACCGACUGCAGCCCUUCUCUCACGAGGAAUUUCCAACGCUGAAGGCUGCUGGGGAACAGGACAAGGCUGGCAAGGAAAGAAGCGCCUUCGAUCUGUCGUAUGGGCCCGGACCAAGCCUCCGCCCCCAGAGUGAGUCCAGUGAACAAUGGCUGUGGUGGCACAAACAUUGACUGAAAUUCAAAAGCGGCCCACAUGAUUUGAUGUUAUGAAUAGUGUAGCAGCCUCGCAGCAUAGUUGCUAAUAAUUUGACAGGUGCCAUGGGAAAAUAUUGUGCACAUACUUUAAAACAACUGAAUACACUGCAAUUUCACCUCUUAACUCUUAAGCCACGGGCUUGUUUUCUCAAAUCCGUUUUCCUCCUGUCUCUCCAGAUGUGACGAGUUGGAGGGAGGGUGGUGGGAGGAACCUUGUGCCCUCAUCCCUGCCGGCCGGCCUGCCCUCCGAGACCGAGGGCAAGGCCAGCAGCGUGGCUGAGACUGGGAGCUCCCCCCCUCCUCUUCCCCCCUCUGCCGCCUCCUCUAUCCUCUCUGCCCCCAUGGUCAGUCCCACCACUGCCACCAUUGUCAGCGCCCCUCCAGCCCCGGAGCCCAAGGAGAUCUCCCUGCGCCCCGCCCAGCCCCUCCGCAGGCCCGUCCCCCCUGCCCUGAACCAUCACCAGCUCCACCACCCUACCACCAGCACCACCUACCACGACAUGCUACCUGCCUUUGUAUGUAGCACAGUACUACUCUCCAUUUAUUUUCACUUUAUGACACCUUAAUGCAAGAUUCUGUUCUGACUGUAUGCUUUUUGGCCAUUGGUUUUCAGAUGUGCCCCAAAGAGACUUGUAAUGCUCCCGGCACUGCUGAACACACUGGCCCUGUCACUGUGGUCGCCCCAGUCCGCUUUGACAACAGGCCCACCUUCAGGCAGCCCUACCCCAACAACAACCAAGAGCCUGUCAAGUAAGUAGUCACCUGCAUAUGCCCACUGUCUGGAAGUGUGAGAGAUGCUUAGUUAAUGCUGGGAAUUAUUUAUUUUACUUAGCAAAAAAGAUAAUUGUGGACCUCUCACCUCCCCAUGUUCCUAUUCUCCUUGUAGCGGCGAGGUGGGGAGAGGAGAAAAACCGCUUCAUCCGCGGGCCCCCGCGCAACCCCUCCUCCCGACCCAUCCGUCGACCCGGCGACAGACCCCCUCGUCCGGCCAUCAUCAACCCAGAGGACUUGAAGGAUCUGGAUGAGCUGGACAACGACUGUGAAGACGGCUGGGCAGGUGGGGGGGCUUUCUGUAAUCGUCAUCAUACAAAGACUGAAUCAAAUUACACCAAAGGCAAAAUUUCUGUACAUGUGCCCCAAUGGAACUAGAUUGACCUUGAUUAAAAUGUUGCUCCCUUGCUGUUCCAGGUAUCCAUGAAGAAGUCGAUUACGGCGAGAAACUCAAGUUCAGUGAUGAUGAGGAGGAGCACGCCGCUGGUGAAAAGAACAAGAUGUGGUGAGAUUAACCCCACCCCCUUUGUUAGUGACUAAAUAGAAUAUUGUCAGUGCAAUUUCUGUAGUUUUAAGCGCAGUGACUGAUUGUGAGCAUUUCUGUGUCCAUCUCUGACCCAGGGCUGAAUGGGAGAACCAACGUCGCGAGCGCCAGUUGUCCCUGAGCUCAGGAGAGGGGCCAUACCCCCAGGAUGGCCCUGAGGAGGAGGCCUACCAGGAGCAGAUGGCCCACAGGAACACCAAUGGCAGGUUCCCCUCUGGAGAAGCACAGGUAAGAUCAUGCCGGGGUCCACUAUGCCUCAGACUGCUACCUUGCCUGGUCCCCCUAGCCUAUUCAAUGCCAAGUUUUGAGUAGAGUAGAGAGAGAGCGAGAGAGAGAGAGAGAUGGUAGAGGUCACAGUAAGAUGAACUAAAGUUCAGGCCUUUAAGCAUACAGCAUAUAUACUGUACACCUGUAGCUCAGAGAAGACUAGUCAUGAGUCCAUUGAGCACAGAACCCAAAUCAUGGAGAGUCCUUCCCCUGGUCCCAUGAUAACACCCUGUGCCGUCUCCAGGCCCAGCAGAAGAGCUCCGGGUCGGGCAUGGCCCAACAGGGCGAGCCCCUGGAAGACCAGGAGGAGCGCCAGACCCAGGGCCCAGCCCGGGCCAAGUUUGUGUCACCUGAGCUCUCGGAGGCUGUGGAGAGAGCUCGCCGGCGCAGGGAGGAGGAGGAGAGACGUGCCCGCGAGGAAAGACUGGCCGCAUGCGCCGAGAAGCUCAAGAGGCUAGACGAGAAGUUUGGGAAGACUGAGAGGCAGUUGUCGAGGUCUGAGGAGGAAGCAAAGGACGAGGAGAACAAGGAGGCAGCGCUGUCCCCUGGAAGAGAGAGCAAAAACCACCCAGAGAGCUGGCAGUACGGCAUGAAAGGUAACACCAAACCGCUAUUACUGUUUUGUUUAAUAAACAUUUAUCCAGGUUGGUCAGUUGAGAAAAUACUAAUUUGCAAUUGCAACAAUGACCUUCUCAGUCAUAUAGUGUUCAUUUAUUGUUGAAAUUGAGGAUUUUACUGAAUGCCUUUUAUUGAACGACAUGUAGGAAACAGAGGUAGCUAUGUAAAAGUAGGAUUAUAUCCCUCUCCCUCUCCUGUCCUGUCUCAGACGCUGAGUGUCCCUUGGAGCACUCCCCUGGACAGCAGGACUACAGGGACGAGGCCACCUCGGGCUUCGCCUCCUACCGCAGCGAGGACGAUGCCGGGGCCGAACCAAACUCUCCCCUACCCGACUACGCCCACCACCAGGCCCCCAAGCCCCUCCCGCCCCGCUUCCAAAAGCAGCACCAGCAGCAGGUGAGCCACCCGGCUGACGCCAUCCGACGCCUUCCAAACAGCCCCUUCCCUAAUCCCCCUCCCUAAUUCCUGGCGGGAUUAGUGCCCAGCGGCACUAGAAAGGCCCAUCAGAGUUCACAUGAGCAGGUGUUUUCCAUAGCGAUCGUCGCCACCUCCCUGGCUGGAAAGGGGAGGGUAUUAUGAAGGGUGUGCUUGUUGUGUCGUUUUCUAUUUAGUUCAGUGGUGGAUACGUAGCAAUAGGAUACGCAACAAAACAGGAAUAAAAGACUCACUGCUUAUAGUGCACUUCCAAAAGCGUCUUUAAAUGCAACUAGUGACUUUUGUUUUUUUAUUUGAGGUGAAUAAUUGUACCAGUGUGUAUACUCAAUGGGUUUCUGCUCUGUGUCCCUCCCACUCUCAGGAGCAAGUGUAUAAGAUGCAGCACUGGCAACAGCAGUCUGGCCACCCUGCCCCCUCCGGCUCCAGCCACCCCCAGAGGGGCUACUACCCCCCACACGUGCUGGGCUUCGACCCCCGCUGGAUGAUGAUGCCCCCCUUCAUGGACCCCCGCAUGGCCCAGGGCCGCGCCCCUGUGGACUACUACCCUAACACUGUCCACUCUUCAGGUUAGGCCUGAGAAAAUAGUAUUGUUGUACUAAAGCAGGGUUUCCCAACUCUCUCCUUAGCCCCCCCCCCCCCCCCCCCAGAUGUUUCACAUGUUUGUUUUAACCCUUAACUGUUUGCCUGAUUCAAUUAGUCAACUAAUCGUUAAACUUUUGACUAAUUGCAUCAGGUGUGCCAGUUUAGGGUUAAAACAAAAAUGUGAAACGUUUCGGGAGGCCUCAGGAGAGGGUUGGGAAACCCUGUACUAAAGGGAAUGGUAAGGGGAUCCCUUUAAAAGGAACAAAGUUGAUUUUAUUUCCUAUCUUUUUAGUGUGACAUCAUUGUCAAACUUUAUAGACUGAUAUAGAUUCCUAAACAAUCCUGUAUCCGUAUCAUCUCUUACUGUAAAAUACACUCUGUUUUUGUGUGUAGGAAUUAUGAAACCGCUGAUGCAGCCAGACCACCUGAACAGCCCAGGGUCCGCCUCUGACGAGGGCUGCCAUCCCAGCAUGCAUCAGGAAAGGAGGGCCCCCUCCACCGAGCCCUACCCUGUGUGGAACCAAGAUGGCUACCCCCCUCGCAGUUUCACCCCACCCUACCAGAGACUGCACGAGAGCUCAAACAGGAGCCAGCCAGAUGACCGGAUUGACAGGACCUGCUCCCAGCAGGACUCGUACGAAGAGAGGGGAAACGAGUGCCUAGACAACCCCUCUGACGACCUCUCCCAUCCGGCCUACCACCAGAGCAGAGGCCCUGACAGGGACCACCACUCGCACAACCAAGGCCUGCUCUCCACAGCCCCGAGCCGGCCCCAGCAGCAGCACGCAGACAGCGACUACCCCAAACAGGAGCCCAGAGACGGGCACCUGAAGGACAGCACUGACCCCCACGACGAUAUCUUUGACACCUCCAAGGAAAAGGGCUUUGACUCAGACUUCUGGAGGCGAGAUGGAGGCCAGAAGAAGGAAGGUGGUGUUGGUGUUCAGAACCAGUGGGCUGAUCCUGUCUCCACCUCCUCCGCCAGCAUUGUAAGCCAGCCGUCUGAGACCGGCGGUAGGACCCUGACCCGCAGGACCGGCCCCAUUAAAAAGCCUGUGCUCAAGGCCCUCAAAGUGGAAGACAAGGAGAACGAGAAGCCCAAAGUGGAGCCUGAGGAGAAGGUAGUCCCUUACCGCCUGGAGAAGGAGGUGCUCACCAACGUAUAUGACCUGAAGAAAGACAACCAGCCCCUAGUAAGUAACAGACGCUCGGCCUCGCCUGCUAUCGAGAAGCAGCCAGAAGAGAAGCAACACCAACCACAAGCACCUGCUAAAGUAGAGCGGCCAUCCAGUCCCCAUAGUGAGGAUUUGCCCAAGGAGAGCAGCUGGGACAGCGGGAAGAGCCAGUCCUCUAGAGAUGACCAGGAGAGCAGGGAGCCUGCCGCACCACGACGCAACAACUGGAUCUUCAUCGAUGAGGAGCAGGCCUUUGCCGGAGCCAGGGGAACGGGUAGAGGUCGAAGCCGUGGAGGCUUCAGGGAGUUCAGCUCCAGAGGAGACCGCGGUGGCCGGGGAGGCCGGGGCGGAGAGAACCCCAGAGGAGGCUACAACAAUAACAAUAGCAGGGACGCCGUUGGAGCUCAGAGACCAGGCAGAGGACUGCCCAGGGACUUUAAGGUGGAGGACCUGCAGCGGGGGAAGCCGAGGAGGCGCAACGUCAGCGAGACUCUGAGCGAGACCUCAGAGUACGAGGAGCUGCCCAAGCGGCGGCGCCAGAAGGGCUCUGAAAACGGAGAGGGUGGCAGCUACCCAGAGCAGGGAGAGAUCAGGAUUGCCGACAGAGACUCGUGGAGGUCGAACAAGGUGUACACGGAAGACCAGGCGGCUAGCGACACCCGAGACAAAGCCAAGGCCAGCAGCAGGGGGUUCGGAGGCGGCGGCCGCUCGCUGCCUCCCAGACUCGACGCUGGCAGGGGCUACAACACCGGCCGGGGGUUCAACAACAGCUCCAGAGACACCUCCACCUGGAGGGGCCGGGGGACCCAGUUCGGCAGCGGCGGGGGGCCCAUGCAGGAGAACGGCUAUGGCCCGGGCACCGAGACCUUCUCCAGGAGACCACCACCACCUGCGGAGCGCGAGCCUCUCAAAUACACCCCCAAGUUUACCGGCUCUACCGGUUCCUUCAUGGAGAAUGGCACAGAGGACCGGUGCGUGGAGGGUGAGUACUACAUAGACAACGACAACCCUGGACAACAGCCGUUGAGAAGACGGCGGCCGCCACGUCAGGACAAACCCCCGCGCUUCCGCCGAUUACGUCAAGAGAGGGAGCCCGGCAGUGGCCAGUGGACCAGCGACGAGUACAUCAAUGGAUCGGACGGAUUCGCCAACCCCUGGCCGGGCCGCUCAAAGGAGGGAGGUAGAGAGGACGGCUGGCCCAGUGGCCACUACUCCGGAGGGGGAGGUAGGUCCGGUGGUCAGCACGGCCAGGCUGAGGACUGGGAGACUGGCUCGGAGAACAGCGACUUCAACGACUGGAGGGAGAAGCGAGGUGGAGGGCAGCAGCAGCAAGCCCAUGGGGGAGAUGUGCACUCAGACUCUGGCCACGGGGAGCUUGGCUCUGUGGAGAAGAGGGAGCUGGCCAAGAGGAGCUUCUCCAGCCAGCGCCCCCUGGUGGACCGGCAGAACAGGAAGGGAGAGCCGGCCCUACUGGAAGGGAACAAGAUGACACGUUCCUCAGAGAACCCCAACGCACCGCCCUCCUGCAACAGGAACGACGGCUGGCAGAACGGAGGGGCCUCCAACCAUAGGAGGUGAGUACUGUGCUAACUUUGGCCUACGCUAACUUGGUGUGAGAACAUUCAACAAAACUGUGGAUAUUGUUUUUUUCUUGACUUGUUUCAAAACAUCCUCUGUAGCUUUUAAAAACAACACUUAGCAACACUUUUGCAUAGUAAUACCCUUUAAUGGUAACACCUGACUCAUGGAAUGUCUCUCCCUUCUUCCUGCAGGAACAAAGAGGAGUCAGGCCUAGUCUACUGUGUCGAGCAGUCUGAGGAGGGACACCAGCCCAACGAACCCUCAGGGAAGAAGCUGGACAAGGAGCUGAAGACUCGGUCUGUGAAGGGAGACCUGGCCGAACCAUUGUCUCUGUACGACCUCAACAGCUACCACAGUGAGUAUGCCAGGCACCAACCUCAUAGUAAAGCAUGGCUCAAAUGUAACCAGGGUUCUCAAACUGGUGGCCCGUGGACCAGAUGAGGCCCACAGACUGAUUUAAUGUGGUCCACUGUUGUCUUUGUAAAUUGCAUUUUCAUAUUGGCUAUCACAGUGUGUUGUAAUGGCGUAAAUGUUUGUCUUCCAGUUGAGGGGGAUGCUGGGGGUUCCAGUCCAGACGGGUUCCAGGACCUGUCCAAGAAACAGCAGCGUCGUCUUCCACAGGAAGACGACAGGAGGAGGAAGGAACAUGGAGCUCCGGUAAGUUACAGAACAUUAAAAUAAGCCUGAAACACAAAUAAUGGGCACAAGGGCUUUGGGUGUCUAGAGAAUAGACCCUGUAUUGAGUAAAAUCUAAAUAAUUUCAAAUGGAUUAACCUCUACGGGAUCGGUGUCCCGUAUAUGGGAUGGUUGAGCUAACGUGCGCUAAUGUGAUUAGCAUGACUGUUGUAAGUAACAGCUAACUUUCCAGGACAUAGACAGUUCUUAUAUGGCAGAAAGUUUAAAUUAUUGUUAAUCUAACUGCACUGUCCAAUUUACAGUAGCUAUUACAGUGAAAAAAUACCAUGCUAUUGUUUGAGGAGAGUGCCCAACAACAAAAAACGUAUUUCGGCAACUGAUACGGCAACCUCUGAAGGUAAAUAAUGUACUUACAUUCAGUAAUCUUGCUCUGAUUUGUCAUCCUAAGGGUCCCAGAGAUAAAAUGUAGCAUAGUUUUGUUUGAUAAAAAUCAAUUUUUAUAUUCAAAUGUAGGAACUGGGUUCUACAGUUUGAACCCCUGCUGUCUCUGGCUCCACACCCGCCCAGCCAUCUAGAUGUGUGAAAGUUAGUGUAUAAGCAAUAAUCCAUCAUUUAUGACAAUCCUGGGAGUGUGUAAACUUACAUUUUGUAUUACCAUAUCAUUUUUGUAUGUGCUCUAUAGUUGUGUACUUGAAAAUGUAUCAAUUGACCAAUUCGGCACAUUUGGGCAGACUUGAUACAAGAUAGUCCAUUAUUGCAACGCUUCACUGGAUCAAUCUGAAACUUUGCACACACACUGCUGUCAUCUAGUGGCCAGAAUGUAAAUUGCGCCUAAACUGCAAUAUUAUAUUGUGGCCUUUCUCUUGCAUUUCAAAAAAGAUAAAAAAAAUAAAAACACUUUUUUGUUUGUUUGUAUAUCUAUUACCAGAUCUAAUGUGUUAUAUUCUCUUACAUUUAAUUUCACAUUUCCACAAACUUCAGGUCCUGAGCUACAGGUAGUUAGAUUUGGGUAUGUCAUUUUAGGCGAACAUUUUAAAAGGGGUCCGAUCCUUAAGAGGUUAAUGCAAGCAGCAAUACUUUUACUAAAUGUUUUUCCAGAAAUAUCUAAAUCUUAUAUGUUAAGUAUAGUUGUACAUAACUUGAGCUGCUGUGUUGUACUUCAUCUAUGAAAAAUUGUCUUCCUCUGCCUCACACUCCAGGUGCCAUUGAAGAACAGACCGAUCACCUCCAAGAUGCCCCCACGGUUUGCCAAGAAGCAGGGAGGCAUGACCAUGGAUCAGGCAGAGGAGGGCCUCUCUGCCAACAACCUGGGCACUGAGAUUUGGGAGACCAACAGCUCAGGUAGGAGCAACACCCCAGCGCUCAUAAUUCAUCUUCCACCCAAUCUGAUAACUGAGAGUAACUCACUCUGUUGCCCAUACUCUGCUCUUCUUUCCAGAUGAACAUUAUUUUGUUGUCAACUGUAUUAAAGAUAAUCUUAGACUCCAGUGGUUCUUACAUUGUUCUUUUCAAACCCUCAGCUCUGUCAGUCCAGUCAUCUGGAGGAGACUCGUGGACCAAGCAGGUGUCCUAUACAGGCAGCGAGCCUAACUCUGAGGACUCUGAUGCUGGGCCUGAGCAGAGCAAGGAGCAGCACAAGCCCGGCCCCAUCGGCAACGAGCGCUCGCUCAAGCACCGCAAAGGCUCGGAGGGUCUGGAGGGCGGGCCCAUUACGCCCGUCAACGGCGUGAAUCUCCACGUGGACACAGUGCUGCCCGUGCCGCCCAUAGAGUUUGGCGUCAGCGCCAAGGACUCUGACUUCAGCCUACCGGCCAGGUCCACCCCAGUGCCUGUGUCCAACCCCGUCACCAAGCUGCAGGACAUCAACGUGAGUACAAAUACACUGAGUACUACACGAUUUCCAUUGUCACCUCAUGAUUAUAAGGUGGGGUGUUAAAAGGAAUCCUUGAAAUUGCUUCACCUAGAAGUGGAUUGAUUUAAAUAAAUAUAAAUGAGAUGUAAAAUGGACAAAAGAUGUCAUUGACUAGUUGUGUUAAUAACCUGUGUGUCUGUCUGUAGCCGGCCCUGACCCAGGCCAUCCCCAUGCUGUGUAGAGACCACCUGCAGCCUGGCAUCAACCUCAACCCCAUCUCUUUCCCCAGCGCUGACCUCACACUCAAGGUACACUAUCCCCACCCCACUACCUCUCACUCUCCACCAAUCAGACACCUCUAAACAUUAGUCUUGUUAAAGAGAUUUAAUUCUCAAUAACCUACCUGGCUAAAUAAAGGUAAGGUUAGUAAACACCAAAACGUUUUUUUGUGUACUUUCACUAAACAUUUCCUUCCCUUCAUCCCCUCUUCCUCAGAUGGAGUCGGCCCGUAAGGCGUGGGAGAACUCCCAGUCUCUCCCUGAGCAGGGCUCUCCUGUUGGGGGUGCUGUUGGGGCCCAGCCCCCCUGCAGCGUGGGCUCCUCCAGUGGGGUCAGCUACAGCUCCUUCGGAGGGGUGUCCAUGCCCCCCAUGCCUGUGGCCUCCGUGGCGCCUUCCAUGUCCAUGCAGGGUAAGGGGACACUCAGACACAUUAACAUUGACAUUAUUGGUAUAUUUGGCCAAGGACUAUGCAUUGUAUGAGUGUACAUUGUAUGAAAUGUACAUCUGUGUGUUUUAAAUAACAGAAUUGUAUUUCCUUCUGUAGGUAACCAUAUCCCCCCGCUGUAUCUGGACGGCCAUGUCUUUCCCAGCCAGCCUCGUCUGGUGCCCCCAACCAUGACCCAGCAACAGAGCUACCAACAGGUAUUACACUCACAAGUAUAGGGUCUUACAGGAUUGUAUUCCAUAAUUUCUCUUCUUAAAAAACCCACAUUUAUUUGGGUUUUUCUUUUUGGCAAUAAUCAACAAAACUACACCAUGUGCAGCGGAACACUAACUGUAAUAUUAUAAUUCAAACCUUCCUGUGUGUGCACGCAGGCGGCUGCCCAGCAGAUCCCCAUCUCCCUGCACACCUCUCUGCAGGCCCAGGCCCAGCUUGGUCUCCGGGGGGGCCUGCCUGUCUCACAGUCCCAGGAGAUGUUCAACUCCAUCCCCCCCUUCAGGUCCCAGGUGUACAUGCACCCCAAUCUGUCCCAGCCCAGCCCCAUGGUGCUGUCAGGUGGUGGCCCCCUCAAGGGGCCCUACUCGGCCUUCCCAGGCAUGCAGCCGUCGGAUAUGGUCAAGCCCCAGUCGGGCUCCCACUACCAGCCAAUGAAUGGUAGCCAGGCCAUGGUCUACGAUGGCCAGAUGAACCAGGGCCCUGGCAUGGGCUCCUCCCAGCUCAUGGACUCCCAGCUCAUCCAGGUAAGAGGAGCCACUCUCAGUGGCACACUUGUGUUAGUUUGAAGGAAAACUGUUAAUUUGGCUUUUAAUGGAAACUUACUCUCGUAAUUCAAUGUUUCAAAGUCCAAUGCAUUGAUCAUCUCUCGCUCUCUCCAGGUGACCAUGCCCUUGCCGGGCUCCCAGCUGCGUUAUGGCUCUGCCCAGCAGCACCUCAUCCUGCCCCAGUCCAUCCAGCUCCAGCAGGGCCAGAACCUCUCUGUGGGAGCCGCCCGCAGGAUGCUCCCCCCUGGCUCCCAGCCCCCCGUCAUGACCGGCAGCAGAGAGGUGAGCGCCACAGACCCACCAAGUGUCCCUUCCAACAAUGUUACAGCCCAACUACCUUAAUGAUUGGUCAAUGUUAGCUUUAGGUUGGAUUUGGAAACAUUUCAUGCAUAAACAAAAACUAAAUCUCAUUGAAUGAAGUGAAACCCAUCCCUUUGAAAUAGAAGGGAUAGUUCACCUAAAUUACAAAGUUACUUGAAUGUUUUCGCAGAAUUUCCCAAUGUCUACUGGCCCGUAUACUACUUACAAGGUAAGGAUAAAUGUGUGAGUGAAUUUGUCAUUUGGGUGAACUAUCACUUUAAUGCCACAACAUUUCAUAGAUUGCAUUGAGAUGUCCUUACAUGUAUAUUUAAUGUUUGUUUGUUUGUUGUCCUCUAGACCUCCCAGAUGGAAAUGAAAGGCUUUCAGUUCCCUGACAAGCCCAAUCACUCCCAGGGCAUGCCCGGAGGAUACAACAGGUGAGCUGGAACAGCUAAAUGUCACCCUGAAACUGUUAGACCGCAACAUGUCUACUCUUAGUUUUUAUCCUUAUAAACACGUGUUCAUGUUAUUGUAACAUGGCAAAGGAUUCUACAUGGUUCGCUGCCAGUAACAUUUAGUUAAUUUAAGAAACAUUUAGUGAUCAUAUAAUGGUAUUAAAUAGAUGUUAUUGAAAGCUAAUGGUAAAUCUAUCUCUGUCCCUCUCUCCCCUCAGACCAGGGUCUGCCAGCCCCAGUGGGAAGCCGUCUGGCCCCGUGCCUGGACAUUACACCCAGCAGGUAUGACCCAACACAGUCAUACACACAUUAGGUACAUACACACACCUUGGUAGUACUAGUUAUUGCUCACACUCUACAAUCAACAACCAAGGUCAACCAACAAUCAAGGUCCUCCAGAGCACUUCACACACACUUUCAUAUGAACAAACACAAUUUUUCAGGCUCUGCACACUGCUCUUACACUAGCAGGCACGACACACACACAAACGGUCAUGACUCACACAAUCCCAGCUGCCUAUACACACACACUCAUAUAGCCUCCCCCUCCCAUUUCAUUGGAAACAGAAGACGACCUCCAUGCAGGCUGUUCAGCAGCGAGGCUGGGCCUGCAGUGGCCCUGGCCUGACCUGUAGUUGCUGCUACAGAGACCCAGCCACCGGCUGGUUUGAGGCCCCGCUGUGCCCCCUCCACGGCAAGGUUAUAGAAACCUCACACUCAAUCAUUCUGCUUGUUCAAAUCACUGUGAUGUUGUUGCACCAUUUUAAAUGACUGAUCAGUUUUGUCAUGCAGCUACCUUGAACUGCUCUCACACAAUGGCAAAAUGGCCACUCAAGACCUUAGUGUACUUUUGAGUCACGAGCAUAAAGCAAUUUAUUUGCGGCCUUGCACACGUCUCCGCUACCCCCCCAAGGUUUGCCUAAAGAAAGAUAACCAUGCAGAUAUACUGAGCCAUGUUGCCAUACUAACAGUGUGUAUUUCCCUCCCUUCCUCCUCCCCCUCCAGGUCCCCCCUCCUCAGGGCAGCAUGGUUAUGCACAUGCGUCCCCCCACCACCGGCCCUUUCCCCACCCCCAUCCAGAGACCUGUCAUGCAGGUCAACAAGACCGUCAUCAUCCGCUCCCCCCCUUACCCCAACUCCGGGCGCGAGCCCCCACACUCCACACCCCCCUUGGCCCCCGAGCCCCCCGUCAAGGGGCCGGAGGAUGGCAUGAAGGUGAGCCACCCACUGUAAAUACAGGUAAUUAGAUUUUAUUCUAUUUUGUUUUUUGUUUUUCUUCAAUCUAAUGUGCAAAUUAGACCAUUUUAAAAACAUGAAUGUUUUAACUCUAUUUCCCUCGAUAUGGCCUAAAAAUCAUAUCAAAAAAUAUAUAUAUACUUUAUGGGCGAUUCACGGUAUAUAUCGAUUUUUUUCUCUCUAAAUAAGCUAAAGGUCAAUACACUUCAUUUCAAACAGUCGGCAAUAAUUACAUUUACAUCAUUUAGCAGACGCUCUUAUCCAGAGCAACUUACAUAUUGGUGCAUUCAACUUAUGAUAGCCAGUGGGACAACCACCUUUUUUUUUUAGCACUGUGGUCUUGUAGUAGAUGCGAGCCUCAACUGGAAGCCAGUGGAGUGUGCGGAGGAGCGGGGUGACAUGAGACAACUUGAGAAGGUUGAACACCAGAUGGGCUGCAGCGUUCUGGAUAAGUUGUAGGGGUUUAAUGGCACAGGCAGGGAGCCCAGCCAACAGCGAGUUGCAGUAAUCCAGACGGGCGAUGACAAGUGCCUGGAUUAGGACCUGUGCCGCUUUCUGUGUAAGGCAGGGUCGUACUCUGCGACUGUUGUAGAGCAUGAACGUGCAGGAUCGGGUCACCGCUUUGAUGUUAGCGGAGAACGAAAGGGUGUUGUCCAGGGUCAAGCCAAGGUUCUUUGCACUCUGAGAGGAGGACACAAUGGAGUUGUCAACCGUGAUGGCGAGAUCAUGGAGUGGGCAGUCCUUCCCCGGGAGGAAGAGCAGCUCCGUCUUGCCGAGGUUCAGCUUGAGGUGGUGAUCCGACAUCCACACUGAUAUGUCUGCCAGACAUGCAGAGAUGCGAUUCACCACCUGGUUAUCAGAAGGCAAAGGAGAAAAUUAAUUGUGUGUCGUCUGCGUAGCAAUGCUAGGAGAGACCAUGUGAGGAUAUGAACUCCCGAGUGGCGCAGUGGUCUAAGGCACUGCAUCGCAGUGCUAGCUGUGCCACUAGAGAUCCUGGUUAGAAUCCAGGCUCUGUCGUAGCCGGCCGUGACCGGGAGACCCAUGGGGCGGUGCACAAUUGGCCCAGCGUCGUCCAGUUAGUGGAGGGAAUGGCCGGCAGGGAUGUAGCUCAGUUGGUAGAGCAUGGCGUUUGCAACGCCAGGGUUGUGGGUUCGAUUCCCACGGGGGGCUAGUAUGAAAUAAAUAAAAAUAAUAAUAAUAAUGUAUGCACUCACUAACUGUAAGUCGCUCUGGAUAAGAGCGUCUGCUAAAUGACUAAAAUGUAAAUGUAAAUAUGACAGAGCCAAGUGACUUGGUGUAUAGGAGAGGGCCUAGAAUAAGAGAGGGCCUAGAACUGAGCCCUGGGGGACACCAGUGGUGAGAGCACGUGAUGCGGAGACAGAUUCUCGCCACGCCACCUGGUAGGAGCGACCUGUCAGGUAGCACGCAAUCUAAGGAAUUCAGGGCUUGUAAAAUUAUACAUAGGCUAAAUAUAAACCUUCCACAACCAUGUAAAUAAUUACAUUAUUUUAUCAAAAGUUUAACCUGCCCUUUUGCAAUGAUCUGGCUGUCAUGUCAGUCUAUGAAAAUGCCCUUUUUUGUUAGAAAUUUUACCAGAACCAUACACAGUGCACAUCCACUAAUAAUGACCAAUUUCUUGUAGCAGGUGAAUGCAUUAUAGAAAAUCAACACAGGUCUCAUAAACAAUCUCUCAAGCCCACUUAUUAGUGAGAAGCCAGCUAAUAUUUAUAUUUCAAGUCUAGCCAACUUGGAUCUAUUUGUUAGCUAAUAAGGUAGAACAGUUGAACUGUUAUGAACACACACUUCUGUCCACAUGUUUGAACAGCAUGCUAGCCUGUCCGCAUUGUUUAGAUGUUGAAAUCAAGUGGCCUACCUGGAUAAGAUGCUUAUUUCUCAGAAUGAGAACGAGUUGACAAUUCCUUAUAUAAAUGCCACUUUAUGCACAUUGCAAAUGUAUAAAACGCAGACUAGACAGCUAGCGCAACACUCUGUGGCUAAAAUGCUGCUAGCGGUACCGCAAUGCCAUACGCGACAAACUGAGCAUUAAUGUUAAUUGAUACUCCCAUUUUAGUAGGGUCUGCUCUGUGCUCAAUUUUGAGAAUUGAGAGACAAAAAUUGUACGUUUUCCUCUAUUACAGUAAAAUAAUGUCUGGAAGUGUUUCGGUGUCCAUAUGACCGAUUCUGUUGGACCAAACCUCAAAUGCAAAUAGUGAGUUGAAACUGCUUGUCAGAGAGGGACAAUGAUCUUUCAUCCUUGUUGUUGUGAGUGGCAGGGGGUGGGACUUGGUGUGUGUGGGAACUGGGAAGGUGCAUAGCACAGAAGGAGCAAAGGAGACUAGACCAAAAAGGCAUGAGAACAAGCUGACAAACUGUCAUCAAAACGAAAUAAUAAAAAACGUGACACUUGCGGUACAGGCAUUUGGAAUUUCAAGCUAAAACAUUAAUUUGAUAUGUUGCCCAGCCCUACUUGUAACAUUAGUGUUGUUUUGUUGCCCAUUUGAAAACGAUAUGAAACGUUAACCUUCCGUUUCUUGUGUGUGUGUUUGAGUAAAGCCCUGAGGGAUAGGCGUCAGCUGGUGGGUGAGGGGAGAAGGCACUGUCGGGGGGCCUGAUGACCAGCAACCUCCAGGAGCCCCUUCAUGGCUGGCAGGGCAAACCAGCACCAUGCACCGGAGCCAUCAAACCCCAGGCCAUCAAAGUGGAAGAGGGCAAGGCAUAGCAACGGACCUUAAACCUCCUUUUAACCUUCACGAAGCCUGCUUCUGAAAGACACAACCCCCUGCCUCCUCCCUCGGCCCACCUCUCAGCCUUCUAUCACGAACUCCCAGAACCGGACACCAACUUUCAGAACCGGACACUAUUAUUAUUAUUAUUAUUAUUA